AUGCAGUUCAAGAACGUCCUCAUCGCCGCCUUUGCCGCCACGGCCACUGCCCAGGACAUCUCCCAGCUGCCCACCUGCGCUCUCGGCUGCUUCAUCAGCAAUGCGGGCGUCAGCGGCUGCGCCAGCGUUCUCAACUUUGCCUGCUCUUGCGCUUCGACCGCCUACUUUGCUGCAGUCACCACCUGCGCCCAGAGCAGCUGCAGCGCUACCGACCAGGCCACCACUCGCGCCUGGGCCGUCGCCACCUGCAACUCGGUUGGCGUCCCCCUGCCCAACUAG
This is a messenger RNA of Pyricularia pennisetigena, 279 nucleotides long. RefSeq lists its product as uncharacterized. The transcript has 3 exons. Lineage: Eukaryota; Fungi; Ascomycota; Sordariomycetes; Magnaporthales; Pyriculariaceae. The record is from RefSeq and is a predicted model, not a curated record. Bases 1 to 279 code for a protein of 92 amino acids.